Actinia tenebrosa (Australian red waratah sea anemone) is the source of this 1030-nucleotide messenger RNA. Its product is annotated as vacuolar protein sorting-associated protein 28 homolog. Gene Ontology annotation, cellular component: ESCRT I complex. Gene Ontology annotation, biological process: protein transport to vacuole involved in ubiquitin-dependent protein catabolic process via the multivesicular body sorting pathway. Lineage: Eukaryota; Metazoa; Cnidaria; Anthozoa; Actiniaria; Actiniidae. Gene Ontology annotation, molecular function: protein-containing complex binding. The record is from RefSeq and is a predicted model, not a curated record.
GUUCAUAAUCCAAAAAAAUAGAGUAAAGAAUAUAGAAUCUUUAUCAAAUUUAUUCUUCAAUUUAGAGCAAUAUUUUACGAUGUUUUCGGGUAUUUCAAGCGGCCAGUCGUCGCAGCGAGCAAUGAGGCCAGAACUUUUCGAGGAGGUGAAGCUGUAUAAAAAUGCCCGAGAAAGAGAAACGUAUGACAACAUGGCAGAUUUGUUUUCAAUCAUUAACACUCUUCAGUGUUUGGAAAAAGCAUACAUACGUGACGCAGUCACACCUAAAGAGUACACUGCGGCAUGUUCCAAACUUCUGGUACAAUAUAAAGCAGCUUUCAGACUUGUCCAAUCAGCUGAAUUUCCCACAAUAGAAUCGUUUAUGAAGAAAUUUAGACUUGAUUGUCCUGCGGCAUUAGAGAGAAUAAAUGAUGGUCGUCCGAUCACCAUCAAAGAUGACAAAGGCAGUACUAGCAAGGCUAUUGCCGACACAGUAUCUCUUUUUAUUACAAUAAUGGACAAACUGAGACUUCAAAUAAGAGCUGUUGAUGAGGUGCAACCAGAUCUAAGAGAUCUGAUGGAUACAAUGAACAGUAUGUCAAGCUUGCCUGAUGACUUUGAAGGAAAAGAUAAAGUUAACACCUGGUACCAAACUCUCAAUGGAAUGAAAGCAAGUGAUGAACUCACUGAUGAGCARGUGCGACAGAUGCUAUACGACCUAGAGCAAGCUUAUAACUCAUUUAGCAGGUCAUUACAGCACACAUGAACUGCUUUAACACAAUAUCAACAAAUUUGAGGUAGAAAUUUAAUGUUAUUUUGCACAAUAAGGGAUAUUGUGAGAAAAGAUUGUAUAUAUAUUUCACGGAACCACCACAUUCUAUUUCAUUUAUCUACAGGCAAAAGUCUUCGUUUUACUGUUUACUUCAUAUACUCUAGUAUUAGUGCUUUAAAGAACUUAUCUACAGUGAUUAAUUACUUAUAAAUAACAAAUAAUAAAUAAUUUUAGACACAUUGGGUACUUAAAAUAAAUAAUUUGUACAUUUUAUAGCAA